This is a messenger RNA of Aspergillus terreus NIH2624, 1203 nucleotides long. RefSeq lists its product as uncharacterized. Bases 1 to 1203 code for a protein of 400 amino acids. The record is from RefSeq and is a predicted model, not a curated record. NCBI's taxonomy places the organism in Eukaryota, Fungi, Ascomycota, Eurotiomycetes, Eurotiales, Aspergillaceae. The transcript has 3 exons.
AUGGCCAUAUCUUCUCUAUUCCAUGCGCUGCACUCCUGGCCAGAUAGGAGUCAGGUGACGCUCACUAUCUUCGCGCAGUCUCCCAGUGACUGGUAUGCGGAACCGGAUAAGGAGAAACGCAUGAAGCGAUACGAUGUGGGAAGCCUUUGGGGUCGUGAUCUCCUAGACCAUCGAUAUGAACGGUCGUACUUGCAAUGGUCUGCACAGGAUAUGCCAUCUGUGAACGCGGUAGUGGCCUUGAACAUCAUCGGAGAGGGCGACUGUCGACGAAUUUCCCCAGCCGCAGUGGCGAGGAUUGCCUGCCGCUUGCCUCGGCUGCGAAAGAUAGACUGCAUGCUGUGCGACAAUGAACGCAAGGACCUCGUGCUGAGGGAUUCGUUGCGUGAUGGGUUUGCCCUUUCCUUGCGCGACUGGCCUGCUUUGAUUGAGUAUCUUCAUUUAGAAUACCGUUGUGACCCUCCACUAAACGAGAACAAGAUCCCGCCUAGGAGAUCCGAGGCAGGCAAGGACGCCCUUUGCCUGGCGCUCCACCGCCUAAGCCAGCAACUAGUCACGCUUGAGCUGGAAGAGAUUACCAUCGGUCCAGAGCUGUUCUGGCCCCCCGAGACUCAAAAGAAUCCCCCUCCACAGUGGCCAAAACUCACACGGCUGAUGAUCACGUAUAUGUCCGCUACACCAUCCGGUCACUGGCUUUUUGAACGUGACCCACGGUGCCCAAUCUGGAAUCAAGAGGAUGAGCCCACGUUCGAAGAGAUUGCAGAAGGCCAGUCCGAUCACUAUGUACCAGCUAGGGAAGACUACCCUGUGGAUAGGUUCAGAAGCAAACCAUUACCUUUGAUGAAUGAGAUUUAUAAGGCCGCGGGUCUUGCGGCGCAACAUAUGCCCCUGCUCAAGGACAUGGCCAUGGCCGCCCAAAUCCAGGGCACGUCCAUUGAGGUGCGUGCAGGAUCUGCGGAGCAUCUGUUUAAAUACACGCGGGGAACGGCGCGGGUCAAAUGGGUCGGGGUGUCCGAGUUCCGUCCCACAAAGGAAGUGAUGGAUAUCUGGAAGGGUGUGGGAAGAGAGCACGGCCUCGAUCGGGUCCAGAUUGAAAGUAUUGGCUUGGAUCGCUUGCCUGCUCUGUUCUCUUACGACCUUGAUGACGAGUUCUUCGACAAGUAUAGGACAGAAGAACACGGAUACGUGUUAUGGGACACGGCUUGA